Messenger RNA from Nerophis lumbriciformis (worm pipefish), 1713 nucleotides. The record is from RefSeq and is a predicted model, not a curated record. Lineage: Eukaryota; Metazoa; Chordata; Actinopteri; Syngnathiformes; Syngnathidae.
AUGGCAUCAAUUAAAGAAAGAGCUGCUGCGUUGAAUCUUGACGAGAAACUACGUACUCCUCCUAUAGUUCGAGGGUUUACCGUGAAGGCAGCCCAUUCUCGUUCUUUGGGAAGUUGCCUCAUUUCCCACCUCAAGUCCUCUUUGAAAGUGAGACGUCGUCGGAUUUACCUUUUGUCCCACAAUGACUGCUUCCUGGGCUGUGAGGCUGUGGACGCUGUGGCAGAGUACAUUGCCAGUGAAAAGGCCUUUGAGGGGGCUACUGCAAGCCGGGGGAAAAUCGUGAAUGUAUGCCAAGCUCUACUGGACUGCAAUGUUUUUGAGGCAGUAGGAACUAAAAUGUUUGGCAAAGACAAGAAGCAGGUUGAAUUUCAGGACAGCAGGAGUGCUCUUUACAGGUUUGUUCAUGAACAUGCCCCUCUAGUUGAAGACCUGGAGACAGGUUUGCUUGUGAACAGUAUCCAGAAACUCUUUAGUUCUCCCUCAGACAGAGAGGCCGAGCACACAUAUCCUUCUGGGCCAAAAUUUCUGAUGCCCACGCCUGUCAAAUUCCUCCAGAUGUCCACUAAAGUUUCUCACUCAGUUAGUUCUGUCAAUGUAGGCUCACCACUGGAAACCCGAGUGGAAAAUUUGAGUCUUAGUCCUGAAGGAGUCCAGACGCAUACUGUUUUACCACAGUCAGAGGUAGAUGAGGUUUGGAAGGAGCAAACCCUCCUCAGGUUAUUAAAACUUGUGGACCUCCCCCUACUAGAGGGGGUGCUUCACAUCACCCAGAUCUCGUCCUGCUCCCCUAAAUUGCUAAUAGUGACUCACAACAAUCCUGACCUGAUCGACAGCAGCAAGCACCUUGACAGACAAAUCCUGAAGGCCUUCAGGGACUCUCAAGAUGAUGUAUGGCUUUGUGCAGCGCUGGACUGUUUGGAUUUCCUCCCUGACCAACCAGUGGUGAAGCUGAGCCGUGAGCUGCCUCUCUUGUUCCCUCAAGAUCAGCAGAGCAAAGAGCGAGCUGAUGGCGUCAUGCCAGGGAAUAAAUGCCUCUCUCAGAGUGGCACUGCUCAUUGUAAGAUGCUUCUGUAUGGGACGUUGGUGAGACACUACAGCAACACAGAUAGACCUCCACUACUUCCUGAGCAAAUGACUAAUGUAUAUUCAGCAAUAACUGAACUGCUAGCGACUGCAAAAUUGAUCACAGCACUUGAAGCACUGCAGCUGUGCUUGAAGUUGCUGCCAACAAACUGCAGAGAGGAGCUAUGUCGAAUCCUUACGUUCAUGGCAGUGGCUGGUGAUGUAGAAGAAAUAAGACUGGACAAAGAGAUGGAAAACAGACUUGCAGUGAAGAGGUCUUUUUCCAAAGCCAUCCUGAACAGCAAGGCUCUAUCAAAAGAGAGAGAGGAUCUAAUGGUUGCCUUCAUGCUCAGCAACAUAAAGGAGAUCUUUAAGAUACCUGGAGCCUUGCACAAAGUGGUGAGCGACAAGCUCGCUGGCCUGGUUCAUGAGAAACAGCCCGAUGUCACAGGCUGUCACGUUCCCAGCAGGAUUUAUGUUGACACUACAAAGACAACCACUGAUCAGGAACUGUGGUCUUUGCUUCACAUGAUUCACCUGGACACAAAGCUCUUACCUAAGGAGAAAAAGUCUCGACUGAGGCAGUUUUGUCAAGCCCAUCCUGAGAUAUUUCAUAAAUACUUUGGUGAAUCAGCUGUUAAUCUACUUUAG